UAGAAAAGCAGAAACCAAAAACACAAUGAAGUACAGCUGCUGCUGCUCUCGUCCCACCUUUGCCCUCAUCUUCAUUUCUUUCCUCUUCCUCUCCUCCUCCUCUCUUCUCCCCAUCUGCAUUGCUUCCAGUUCUGAAGUGGGGGAAGAAACUCCAUUUACUUACAUUGAAGGGACCGGUAAAGGGCCAAAUGAAUGGGGCAACAUCAGGCCAGAUUGGAAAGUUUGCAAUACUGGAAAAUUGCAGUCUCCUAUUGACCUUCUGGAUGGAAGAGUACAGGUCAUGUCUAAUUUAGGGAAAUUAAAGAGGGACAACAAAGCAGCUCCAGCUGUUGUGAAGAAUAGGGGACAUGGUAUUUCAGUGUGGUGGGAAGGGUAUGCAGGAAAAAUCAAUAUAAAUGAAACUGAUUAUAAGUUGACUCAGUGUCAUUGGCAUUCACCCUCAGAGCACACAUUCAACGGAGCUAGUGCCUCAGGAAAGACUGCAGUUAUCGGAAUUGUCUACAAAUAUGGCCGCCCUGACCCCUUGCUUUCAAGGCUGCUCCAUCACAUAAAAACAGUUGGAAAAAAUGAGAGACCAAUAGGUAUUCUUAACCCAGGAGACAUCAAGUUUGGAAGCAGAAAGUAUUACAGAUACAAUGGUUCACUUACAACUCCUCCCUGCACUGAAGGUGUUGUUUGGACAAUUGUCAAGAAGGUGAGGACAGCCUCAAGAGAGCAAGUAAAAGCAUUAAGGGAUGCUGUUCACGAUGUAAGUGCUUCUUACAAGUGGUUGUGGUAUAUUAUUCUGCAUUUGGAUGUCGAUGCAUGCCUUUGGAUGCAGCCCCACAUGGAUAUGAGGCAAACGCGAGACCAACACAAGCACUGAAUGGAAGACCAGUAUGGCUCUACACUCCGAGCAAGAAGUAUUGGUGAUUGUGCAUAUGUCUAUAGUAGUGUGUAAAGAAACUGAACUAUAAAAAUGGUUGCUUUAGCUGUCAUGAAGCAACGAUAUGAAUAAUGUCUCCGAAUGAGGCAAAAGCAAUGAUUUUUGUUUUGAGUCUCUUCAGUCUGGAGUCAGUCCCUUGAUUUUUGGUUUUUUUUUUUUUUUGGGAUAUGAAGUAAAUGCGAGACCAACUCAAGCACUGAAUGGAAGACCAGUAUGGCUCUACACUCCGAGCAAGAACUAAUAGUGAUUGUGCAUAUGUCUAUAGUAGUGUGUAAGAGAAACUGAACUAUAAAAACGAUUGCUUUAG
Messenger RNA from Rubroshorea leprosula, 1232 nucleotides. The record is from the annotation of a GenBank genome assembly. NCBI's taxonomy places the organism in Eukaryota, Viridiplantae, Streptophyta, Magnoliopsida, Malvales, Dipterocarpaceae.